Molecule: messenger RNA, 1882 nt
Organism: Guyanagaster necrorhizus
Lineage: Eukaryota; Fungi; Basidiomycota; Agaricomycetes; Agaricales; Physalacriaceae
Product: glycoside hydrolase family 13 protein
Exons: 11
Coding region: 172-1779 (535 amino acids)
Biological process (GO): carbohydrate catabolic process
Molecular function (GO): calcium ion binding; alpha-amylase activity
Source: RefSeq, a predicted model, not a curated record
GGAUCACGUCUGCACGUGGUCAUUCUUGCGACAAAUGAUUCAAUAUCUGGUAUUGACCAUGCCUUCAUUUUUUUCACUUUAAUGCUCUAAAUAUGUACUGUUGGCUGACCAUUGGACUUUUAGAUGUUCGUUUAAAGCAGGUUCCCCAGUCUUCGUUACCUGCAACCCGCCAUGCUGUUUCGUUCUCUCGCGACUACACUCUUUUUUGUCGUGCCAGCAUUUGCAGCAUCGGCCGCCGAUUGGCGAUCGAGGUCGAUAUACCAGGUCGUCAUCGACAGAUUUGCAACGGCUAAUGACUCUGCUAGUCCUUGUGAUCCCAAAGCAAGAAAAUACUGCGGUGGAACAUGGCAGGGCCUCAUCAACCAUCUUGACUAUAUACAGAACAUUGGCUUCGAUGCUGUCUGGAUCUCUCCCGUUUCAGCGAACAUUGAAGAGGAAACAGCUUAUGGGGAUGCAUAUCACGGCUAUUGGACCCGAGAUUUAAACGUCCUCAACCCAAAAUUCGGUACACCUGGUGACUUGAAAUCGCUCAGUUCCGCGCUUCAUGAUCGAGAUAUGUAUCUCAUGGUCGACGUGCUUGUUAAUCACUAUGCAGCUACCCCGACUAACAUCUCAGAUAAAAUCCCACAAUCCUUUGAUUUUUCUUCUCUAACUCCAUUCACAUCAGUGAAUGAUUUCCAUCCUCAAUGCUUCAUAACCGACAAUUCGAACCAAACCGAGGUCGAACAAUGCUGGCUCGGAGAUGCCAGUCUCCCACUCCUUGAUAUCGACACCGAAAACCCGACAAACUUCGAGAUGCUCAGGAACUGGAUCCAGGAUCUAGUGCUGGAGUAUCAUAUUGAUGGUCUGCGAAUCUCAGCCGCUCGGUAUAUUCGCCAAUCAUUCUGGCGCGAUUUCACCGGGGCGGCGGGCGUAUUCGCUAUGGGUGAGAUUCUCAGCGACAAUGUCAGCUAUACAAGCGAUUACACUCAGGUCCUCGACGCUGUACUCGAUUAUCCGACCUGGUUCACGAUGACGGAUGCCUUUUCCGAUACGAAUGGCAAUUUCGACAGCCUCAUGAGCACCGUCAUCGAAUCGCAAGAAAAGUAUGCUAGUGGCCUAUGCAUGACUGGAUCUUUCGUGGAGAACUAUGAUCAGCCUCGCUUCCCGUCUUUUACAAAGGAUGAGUCUCUGAUUAAGAAUGCUGUCACUUGGCCGUUCAUUCACGACGGCAUACCUAUCGUUUACUACGGACAGGAACAGGGUUUUCAAGGUGGUGCUGUCCCCAGUAACCACGAACCAUUAUGGUCAAGUUACUACCGCGUCUACCAAAAGCCGCUCGUGCAACAUAUGACUAACUUGAAUGCCGUACGAAAGCUUGCCAUCAAUUCGAAACAGGACUUCUUGACCACCCAGAUGACCUUCAUUCCUCAGUCAAACGACAAUGUGAUAGCGGUAUCCAAACCUCCUCUCCUUGCUCUUCUUACGAAUGCCGGAAACUCUAGCACGGCUACAUGGACCAUACCCGAAGAUGCUGGUCUCUUUUUGAAGGGGCAGACUUUGAUAGAUGUAUUGACGUGUCAGCCUUACAACGUCGAUCCCGUCACUGGUAGCCUGACCGUAGAGUCGAGGUAUGGCCUGCCUCAAGUCAUCUUACUCGCGCGAUAUCUGGAUAGCAAAGGGACACUUUGUACUGGAGCAGCACAGAAUGGCGCGCGCAGAAUCACAAUUGAUCAUCUACUGGUGUCCGGCGUUGCUACUUUCGUUGGUUUAAUCGCAACAUUCCAUUCUUUCAUCUGAAUCCGACAUGAACUUACACUCGGAUAGCACUCCUUUGUUAAACUCUCUUCUGGGCUCUGUGAUUUAACUUAUCCCUUCCAUUAAUGAUUGUACUGGUAUGUGG